CCCUGAAUUGGGGCACUCAAACUCAUCAGUGUUCACUGAUGUAAACAGGCACACAGUUGUGUUCUCAAUUAAGAUUCCACAUUUUUGGUUUGUUGGUCAGAAGUGUCAUAUUUUCUGUGAGUAGACAUGAAGCCAGCAGUGGCUCUGCUGGCCCUCGUCCUCCUGCUGGACACCACCUUUGCUGCAGAAGAGUCCUGUGUGGGUCGCUGUGGCUCCUUCGACCUGCAGGCAAAAUGCCAGUGUGACUCCAUGUGUGUGUACUAUGGGAGCUGCUGCGGGGACGUUGAUACCAUCUGCCCAAAAAAAACUGCUCGUGGCGAUACCUUCGAGGAAACAGAUGACGUGACAGAAGCAGCGACGACUGUCACAGAGCAACAAGGACAGGCGCAAGGAACAACUCUCCCACCAACUUUCAACGCAGUUGCAGCAACCGUAACUGCCACAUCUCCCACACCCAUCACCACACAAGGGCUUGCACCAUCUGUAGAGCCUGACGCAGCGGCCUGCAGUGGUCGACCUUUUGAUGCUUUUCUGCAGCUGAAGAACAGCUCGAUAUAUGCGUUUAGAGGUGAAUAUUUCUUUGAGUUGGAUGAGACGUCCGUUCUUCCCGGUUACCCAAAACUCAUCCAGGAUGUGUGGGGGAUCGCUGGACCCAUAGACGCGGCAUUCACACGCAUCAACUGCCAGGGAAAAUCCUACAUCUUUCAGGGGAAACAGUACUGGAGGUUUGACGGUGACGUUCUGGAUGAGGACUAUCCGCGGGACAUUUCAGUCGGCUUUGAUGGCAUACCAGAUGACGUCGAUGCCUCUUUCGCCAUACCAGCACCAAGUCACCUUGGCAAAGAGAAAGCCUACUUUUUCAAAGGGGACAAGUAUUACCAGUAUGAGUUCAAGCACCAGCCUUCCCAUGAGGAGUGCGUCCACAUGAGCAGGACCUCCCCCUCUGUGCUGUUCACACGAUACACGGACCUCUUCUGUGAUCAGACAUGGGAGGAUUUAUUCACGGAGCUCUUUGGAAGCUCCUUCAGCAGUCACCAAACAGGCCCUCGCUUAACCAGCAGGGACUGGCAGGGCAUCAUUUCUCCUGUAGAUGCUGCCAUGGUGGGACGAGUCUACCUCAGCCCCAAACCCACGCCCUCUUCUCCUCCACCAGCGAGGAGGCGCAGCAGUCGGAGGAGGAGGCCCAGCAAGAAGCGGGUACAGCGAAGAAGGCAGAGUCGCCACACGUUGCUCGAUGAUUUGUGGGGUUAUGAUGAUUGGCUUGACUACAGCGACUUCAGCGGCAUCUUUGAUGAGACCCCCACGCAGGAGUCCAAAAGAACCCCCGUGCAAAAUGUGUAUUUUUUCAAGAAAGAUAAAUACUACAGAGUGGAUCUGCAGACAAAACGUGUGGAUUCUGCCAACCCUCCUUACCCACGAUCCAUUGCGAAAUACUGGCUGGGCUGCAAGCGUGAAGCGACACCUGAUGCAUCAAGGGCAGAGAAGAGAUAGGCCGGCUUACUGGAGAAAUUCACUCUGUUUUAAACGCACCUCUUAGUGAGAAGUCUUAACGUAAUUACAAAAUGAGCUUAUAAUAGCUUCUGUUAUUUUUGUUGUUUGCAUUUUAUUCAUGAUAAAUACCCCCUCUGAUGUCCCCUCUAUAUUUAGGUGGAAAGGCAACAAAUUCUGCAUGAUUUAAUAAACUUGAGAUUUCAGAUCUGUGAA
This is a messenger RNA of Anarrhichthys ocellatus (wolf-eel), 1704 nucleotides long. RefSeq names its product vitronectin b (gene vtnb). The record is from RefSeq and is a predicted model, not a curated record. Gene Ontology annotation, molecular function: extracellular matrix binding; polysaccharide binding; integrin binding. NCBI's taxonomy places the organism in Eukaryota, Metazoa, Chordata, Actinopteri, Perciformes, Anarhichadidae. Bases 127 to 1491 code for a protein of 454 amino acids. Gene Ontology annotation, biological process: cell-matrix adhesion; immune response; cell adhesion mediated by integrin. The transcript is spliced from 8 exons.